This is a messenger RNA of Plectropomus leopardus (leopard coralgrouper), 3968 nucleotides long. RefSeq names its product acyl-CoA thioesterase 20 (gene acot20). Lineage: Eukaryota; Metazoa; Chordata; Actinopteri; Perciformes; Serranidae. Gene Ontology annotation, molecular function: fatty acyl-CoA hydrolase activity. Gene Ontology annotation, biological process: acyl-CoA metabolic process; fatty acid metabolic process. The record is from RefSeq and is a predicted model, not a curated record.
GUUGACUUCCACCCGGUGCUUCAUGCUUACAUGAAUGUUUCACUUAUCUCCGAGUAUAUACCAAUACAACUGAUAUACAGAUGCAGUGACAGCAUAGCUGUCCCCAGGAGACUCACAUAAAGGCCUGAGUGAAGGGAAAGGACACUGAAGCCAUCACAGUGAGUCACUAUUUCCAUCUUGAAGAGUCGAAAUGGCUUCCUCACAAAUCCGCCUGAAGAUCCUUCCCAGUGUACGCUGUCUCUAUGAUAAACUGGUGCAGGUCAAAGUCGAGGGACUCGCUCCUCACAAACAAGUUCAACUCAGCUCCAAACUAGUUGAUGACAGAGGGGUGAUUUUCAAGGCUUCUGCUCUGUACAAAGCAGAUGAAACUGGCCAGGUGGACGUCUGCCGCACGCCCUCUCUGGGAGGAAGUUACACCGGCGUGGAGCCCAUGGGCUUGUUUUGGGCCCUGGCACCGGAGAAGCCACACAGUAAAUUCUUGAAAAAGAAUGUGCUCAGCCCGACGGCGGUGGAGAUAAAAGCCAUGUGUAGAGAGACUGGUGAGGAGUUAGCAUCUGAAACCAACGAGAGAGGGUACAUGACAGAAGGGAUGAAGAGAAUACCUGUGCAAGAGGGAAGAAUACGAGGAGUCCUCUUCAUACCACCAGGAGAGGGUCCAUUCCCAGGAAUUGUGGAUUUGUACACAUUUGGUGGACGUCUCACAGAGGCCAGAGCCAGCCUCUUGGCAAACAAAGGUUUUGUUUGUCUGGCACUGGCUUAUUUCGGCUAUGAGGAUUUACCAAAAAACCCUAAAAAGUUGGAUUUGGAGUACUUUGAAGAGGCAGUUACAUAUCUGAGGAGACGGCCUGAGGUCAAAGGUCCUGGAGUUGGCAUCAUAUCGAUAUCUCACAGUGGCGGUUUGGCUUUGUCCAUGUCAUCUUUCCUCUCUGGGAUCUCAGCAGCCGUCUGUAUUAACACCUGCAAUGCAAAUACUGUGAUUCCUUUGCACUACAAAGACAUGGUUCUACCUCCACUUCCCCCUGUCAUAUGGAAACUUAGAAUCACACGUUAUGGGCUUUUAAAUAUACGCAAUUGCUUAUCUGACCCCUCCUUGGAAAAGAACAGAGCGUCAUUGAUUCCAAUUGAACGUGCCAGCUGCCAGUUCCUGUUUGCCGUUUCUGAAGACGACUACAACUGGAACAGCCCAUUAUAUGCUGAGCAGGCUACUGCAACGCUGAGAAAACAUGGCAAGAAGUCUUUUGAGGUGGUGACAUACCCCAAAGCUGGACACUUUUUGGAAGUCCCUCACAUGCCUUAUUGUCCAUCUGCGUUUCAUGCAGCAGUCGGGAGGGAAGUGGUGUUUGGUGGGGAGCCAAAAGCCCACGCUGAGGCUCAGCUGGACCUGUGGGAAAGAGUCCAGGAGUUCUUCAAGAGCCACUUGCACUGAAGAGCAAGGCAGCAUGCACAAUACCAGCAACCUGGACCUGAUGCAUCUAAAGGUAAACAUGGUUCCCAACCUGUUUCCUUAAGGGACUCAAAUUCAAAUCAGCCUAACUGGCAUGAAUGUUUGUCACAUUGUUGCCAAAGCAAGUAACAUAUUCAAUUAUCUAUAUUUAUUCUAAUUAAUUAUAAGACUCGUUAUCUAUCAUUGAGAAAUUUGACUACAUUUGAUUAAGUAACAUAUUCCGUGGAUGUUUCAUUAUAUAUUCAUAACAAGAAUACUUCUACUUAACAGGCACUCCUUUUUGUGACAAUCUAAGUGGACUUUUUCUGCUUGGUGAUUGUUUUAACUGUGAACUUUUUCUCUGUUUUUUUUUGUGUUUGUUUUGCUUUUAUUGAUAGGACAGCUGAAGAUGGAUAGGAAAGGUGAGAGAGAAGGGGGGUGACAUGCAGCACAGGGUCAAGCAGAUGCAAAGGACUUAGCCUACAUUGGGUGCACACUCUACCAGGUGAGCAAGAGGUCGCCCCGAACUGCAGUGGAGACUAAAGGCUCAGUGAACAAAGCUUUUGUUCAGUCCUUCACUGUGCCUUUAUCCUCCAAGUUUUUGUUCUUUUUUAAGUUUAAAUCUUGAAAAAAACUUGAUAUUGGCUUACUGAGAUAUUGGCUUACUGUAUAGUUUAAAAAAAUCUUACACCCCUUAAAAUUAAGAGGGCUUUACAAUGAGGCUUAUAGCAAUCCCCAGGCUGGGAGCCAAUGAUAUAACCAUCAUUACUGUUAUUAAUUACAGCUGUGCUUUUCCUAAUAAUGGCAUGACAACAUAUCUGCUGUGAGCACAGCGUUCAGUACUUGUUGCCUGUGUAUUUAAUGCAGUAUUUUCAGAAACUGUGAUUACUUAUUGUGUGGUUCAAAAAGGAUUGAUAAUUUAAUAUUUUAUUGACUUUGAGUAGUGAUUUAUUGUGUUACUGUUCUGCAUUGAACACAUGUUUUUACAUGUGAUUCUACAUAAUUUUGCAGUAUCGUAUAUAUAUAUAGACUUUGGAAAAAAUCUUAAUAAUAUGAGUAGAUUUGCCCAGCUCUUGGUAUGAGAGUGAAACUUGAUUUGAACUGCAGAAAAUACUGUAGAAAAUAUGAUUUUGUUAUUUUACAACAUAUUGCUGCUGUUGGAAAACUAGAAAAAAAGAAACAGUUUAGAUGAUUUUAAGCAAAAAGUUAAAAUGUUGUUUUAUGUUGUUUUCAGUCUUACACUGAGCCGAUCAGCAAUUGCAUCAUCUCACGUUUCAAACUGUAAUAAUACCCCCUCUCACACUAAUCAGUGCCAUUAUGAUACAAUUAAGUGCAGCAGUGAAGUUCAUUAUUCCAGAAUUAACUCCAUGAAUGUAAAUCAUCAUUUGUGUAAAUGUUGGCAUCUAGUGGCAGCUCGGCCUUCCUACAUUUAUCUCUGAUGCCUCUCACACAUAAUGUGAGCUAUGUUUGGCUCCGCACGAUAUAAUGUGAAACAGAUCGUGAUGACAGAUUGUGAAACAAUGGCAUUAAAUCAACAUUAAUCCCACUGUUGUGGUUUUUAUACCCAUGUUAGAGUUCACAAGCUUGGAAUUUCUACAUGAAGGGCUGUUGUCUGUUUCAAAGGGAAGUGGAUUUACUUUGAUGAUGUAAACUUUUCUCUCAGGUAUUUUAUUAACAACGUAGCUCAUAUCAAAGAAGUGCGUCUGAUUGUGAAGUCAGAGACAAAGACACUGAUUUAUCUCUCCACCUAUAUGAACAGUGUUUACAGGAGCUGACGCGGAAAUACAUGACAUCUUUUUGGAUCAUGCAAUAUCAGACGUCUGUGUUUUGCUUAUUUCAGAAAUAUGCAUGCUUUAUUUUUUAUUUAUUUUCUGCUUCAUUUUGUUUUCAGAGGGAAUUCACGUGCUGCUCCAGAAAGGUUUAUAUUGAAAUGUAUUAAUAAGUAAUGCGUAAACAUUGAUUUUGAGCUGUUUCUCCACAGUGGUUUUUAUAUAAGCAGCUCCUCAGGGGUCCGUUGCUCUGUUAGGGACUGUACUUUAUUAUCAGAGUAGAGAGGUGGUUGGGGAGUGACUUUGUUUUUCUUUCUUUUUAUUUAUAUCAAGGAGCUACAGAUGUUUUUCCUUUAGCCUCCCUGAGUAACUGAGGGAAAAUGCAUGACCCUCUCUUUACAUAUAUAACCAUAUUUACCCGUUUCUGCCCAUAAACGGUGCAUUUUUGAAGCCUACUUGCAUGCUUUGGGGUUCUGAAGAUAUUUGAAGUAAAUACAAAAUACAACCAUUAAAGGUUUAACGUCCCUCCCCCUAAGCCAAAUCAAAAAACAUAAGCUUCUCCCCAGUGCUUAAAAAAUGAUCUUAAGUGCUUCCCCCGUUUUGCAGCAGCCCCUCUUCUCUUAUAACCAACAGUCUCCUACACAAAGGAACCUACAAAUGGAUUCACUUCUAGUAAUUAAGACAUAAAUAGAAUACUGUUUUGUUGUACUGAGGUAUGCCCUCUCCUGUUUUGGUAUUUUCAUCAAACCAAAGAGGAAUGUCACAAGCGGCUGUGA